CUUGAAGUCCCGCCUCCAAGAUGGCGGCGCCCAGUGCUCGGAGUCGUGACACUCCUCAGAUCAGCUUCCAGUGAUAUCCUGAAUGUAACCUGCGGGGGCUAUGGAUCGCACUGGGUUUACGACCUCUUUGGUGGCUGGUGGGGUAGCAGGUGUCUCCGUUGAUUUGAUAUUAUUUCCUCUGGAUACUAUUAAAACCAGGCUGCAGAGUCCCCAAGGAUUUAACAAGGCUGGUGGUUUUCGUGGAAUAUAUGCUGGCGUUCUUUCUACUGCUAUUGGAUCCUUUCCUAAUGCUGCUGCCUUUUUUAUCACCUAUGAAUAUGUGAAAUGUUUUUUGCAUACCAAUUCAUCUUCAUAUUUGAUGCCCGUGAAGCAUAUGUUGGCUGCCUGUGCUGGAGAAGUGGUUGCCUGCUUGAUUCGAGUUCCUUCUGAAGUAGUUAAGCAGAGGGCACAAGUGUCAGCUUCUUCAAGAACAUUUAAAAUUUUUUCUAACAUCCUGUAUGAAGAGGGCAUCCAAGGAUUGUAUCGGGGCUACAAAAGCACAGUUUUAAGAGAGAUACCUUUCUCAUUGGUCCAGUUUCCAUUAUGGGAAUCCUUAAAGGCCCUCUGGUCCUGGAGGCAGGAUCGUGUGGUGGAUUCUUGGCAGUCAGCAGUCUGUGGAGCUUUUGCAGGUGGAUUUGCAGCUGCAGUCACCACGCCUCUGGACGUAGCAAAAACAAGAAUCAUGUUGGCAAAGGCCGGUUCCAGUACUGCUAGUGGAAACGUGCUUUCUGCCCUGCAUGGGGUCUGGCGGACACAGGGGCUGUCAGGAUUAUUCGCAGGUGUCUUCCCUCGCAUGGCAGCAAUCAGUCUGGGAGGUUUCAUCUUUCUGGGUGCUUACGAUCAAACUCGAAGCUUGCUGUUGGAGCUUGGUACAGAAGGUUCAUGAAUCAGUGAUGGCCCCACAUCCACUACUUUCAAAAAGAUGACUGCUGUGAGAACUGCCUCUUUCCGGUGAGCAGCUGCUUGGCCAUUUGAGCCACAGAACGCAGGCAGAAAGCCAGUUUUGCUAAUAUUAUAACAGAGAUUCUGUCUUCCACACUGCCGGCUAGAAUGAUGUCAUCAGUUUGUUUGCCAGAAAUUUAAAACGAUGGCCACAGAGGCACUUUUGAACAAUUUUCUCAGAACCCCUUAAUAAAUGUGUCUGGUAAUAUUGA
Molecule: messenger RNA, 1193 nt
Organism: Condylura cristata (star-nosed mole)
Lineage: Eukaryota; Metazoa; Chordata; Mammalia; Eulipotyphla; Talpidae
Gene: SLC25A26
Product: solute carrier family 25 (S-adenosylmethionine carrier), member 26
Exons: 10
Coding region: 101-925 (274 amino acids)
Biological process (GO): transmembrane transport
Cellular component (GO): mitochondrial inner membrane
Molecular function (GO): S-adenosyl-L-methionine transmembrane transporter activity
Source: RefSeq, a predicted model, not a curated record